AAUCACAAUGACCCAGUUGGCGGAGAAACCCGCCAAACGUCAACGAACAUUUGUGUGUCAAAUAUUUUUUAUCGCUCUUCUUCUCUUGCUGAUUGGAAAUUCAAAAUCUUUACGAUGUCGCACAGAUGAUGGUCCUUCGGAGGCCGAAUUGAAAAGGGUGGCAAGGUCUUGCAUGCGAAAGUUUGGUGAGAAUGCCUUUAAUACACAAAGAAAUCAACAGAACAACCAACAGGCCCAAGGACGUUCGAAUCAAAAGAACAAUCGAAAUGGUUACAACAACAACUAUCCGGAUUAUGGAGACAGCGAAGAGAGUUAUGAGGGUAACUAUGAUGAUGGCUAUCGUUCCCAAUAUUACCAGCGCGGUUAUCAAGAGAAUAAUCGCAAUGGCAAUAAUAGGGGUUCCAAUGGAAAUGGAAGAAAUGGUGGUAGUGGAGGAGACUAUAGUGGCUAUAAUAAGGAUGAGGAUCGCUAUGGAAACAAUGAUCGAAAUCGUCAACGCUCCAAUAAUCAAAACAAGUCAAAUGGUAAUAAUCAGUGGUAUCAACAAAAUCAAAGGAAUGAUGGUGGUGGAGGUUCAUCACAAAAUAACCGCUCUGGCAGUAAUAGUAAUAAUAACAACAACAACAACAAAAACAAUAAUAACUACAACAAUAACAACAAUAGAAAUAAAAAUAAUAAUAGUUAUGGCAACAAUAAUAAUAAUAAUAGCAACAACAACACCAAUUCGGAUGCGGCAUGCAUUGCACACUGCUUCUUUGAGGAACUACAUAUGUUAAAUAAAAACAGCUAUCCAGAUCGUCAUAAAGCUGUCUAUGUCCUUACUAAGGAUAUGCGAGAUCAUGAAUUGCGCAAUUUCUAUACAGACACCAUACAGGAGUGCUUUCGUUAUUUGGAGUCACAAAGGCGUCGAGAGAAAUGUCUAUUUUCACGAGACUUGAUUUCCUGCAUGACAGAAUAUGCCAAAGGAAAUUGUGAAGAUUGGAAUGAGUUCAGCACAAUGUUUAAUUAAAGUUAAGAAAUAUUUUUGAAAACAAAAUAAACAAAAAAAUAAUCAAUAAAGGUUUAUGGGUAUCUAGUGAA
This is a messenger RNA of Stomoxys calcitrans (stable fly), 1080 nucleotides long. RefSeq names its product odorant-binding protein 59a (gene Obp59a). The transcript has 2 exons. NCBI's taxonomy places the organism in Eukaryota, Metazoa, Arthropoda, Insecta, Diptera, Muscidae. The record is from RefSeq and is a predicted model, not a curated record. The coding region runs from base 8 to 1009 and encodes 333 amino acids. Gene Ontology annotation, molecular function: odorant binding.